Molecule: messenger RNA, 804 nt
Organism: Hydra vulgaris (swiftwater hydra)
Lineage: Eukaryota; Metazoa; Cnidaria; Hydrozoa; Anthoathecata; Hydridae
Source: RefSeq, a predicted model, not a curated record
UUAGCUAGUAAAUAUUUUUGCAAAUAUUAAUAAAAAUGGAAGAUAAUGAAAAAUGUUCAACUUGCUUAAGUGUCAUUUUUGUUCAAUUAAAAUUAUGCUUUAAUAAUGAAAACAUUGAAAAAGAUUUUGAAGAAGGUAGCAUUAAAUCUUUCACUUUGAAGUCAGAUAUGACAUAUAAAUCGAUAAAAAAGAUGCUCAGAGAAUCCUUUGGUUUGGUAGAUUCUUCCAUUGUUAUUAAGCUUCGGAAUAAAAGAGGAUUUUUAGUACCAUUCUAUAACAAACUUGAACCCACAACUCCUGAUAACCCUUAUCUUUUGGAAGCUUGUAAAUUAUAUCAAAAUGUUCUACCUUUGAAAAGAACAGCAAGCAUAAUCACUUACGAAGAAGUACUUAAAAAAAAAAUUCUUCUUAUUGAUAAAAGGUUAUCUAAGUUAGAGAUGGGUUUACCUACACUUCCAGAGAGGCAGCGCCUAAGAAUUGAAGAGAGUUAUAAUGAUUUAGUAGAGAAAAUGAAAGUUUUGGAUCGAAAGCUAGAAGUUGCUUCUGACGUAAAAUGGCAAGGAAUGUUUCAUAGAAAUCCACUUUGGUAACUGUUACUGUUGCCUAUAUAAUUGCGUGCAUGCUAUAUAGUUGCAUACAUGAUAUAAACUGUUGCUGCUCUAAUGACGUUUCGUAAAAGUAGUUGAUCCAUGAGUUGUGGUCAUAGUUCCAUGAAUUGAAAAUGUAGUUUAUAGAUAAAAGAUCGAUGAAUUGUGAAUGUAGUUUAUAAAUUUUAGAAAUAAAUUUUUAGAAUUUAAAUUAAAA